UCUGAAAAAGUUGUUGGCAUCAUUGAGAAAAGGCUUGAUCUCAAAAAAUUUUAUCACAAAGUCAAUCUAGUAGGGAUGGAUAUUUGGCGUAAGGAGAUCGAUAAUUGGUUAGAAAAAUCCAGUGCCCAAAUACUAGCAGUUUGGGGCAUGGGUGGAAAUGGUAAGACGACUUUGGCAAGGCACAUUGUCUACUCUAAUUGGGAUGAUUUUGGAAGCAUCAGCAUCUUGGAGGACAUUGGUAGUAAAUCAACAGAACAAUUGCAUGAGCUACAACAAAAGCUUCUUACAGACAUCUUACAGGGCAAGAAGAGAAAAAUCCCUAGUGUUUGGCUAGGUACAUGUAAGAUUGAAAAUGCCCUACAAACAGAAAGGGCGCUCAUUGUUCUUGAUAACAUUGUUGAACCGAGCCACUUGUUUCUCUUACUUGGAGCUGGAAUUGAAACACAAUCUAAGAUUAUAAUAACAACAAGGGAAAGUAAUCCACAUAAAUGGUUUGAUCAGUCUACUUCUUGGAGGUGUCAGGAACUCAAAAUGAAAUCUCUUGAUAGGAAUGAAUCAUUAGAGCUGUUAAGUCUUCACGCUUUUGGGUCGAAAGCUCCGACCGAAGGUUUUGAUCAUCUUGUAGAGAAGGCACUAUGGUAUUGUGAAGGAAAUCCACUUGCUCUUGAAGUACUGGGCUCCUCACUAUCUCGGAAUAACAAGCAACUUUGGGAAAGUAGAUUGAAUUCGUUAGAAAAAGAGCUUCAUGCUGGAAUUCAUAAUGUACUCAUAGGGAGCUAUGAGUCAUUGCCACUUGACUCCGACAGAGAAUUGUUUUUGCAUAUUGCUUGUUUCUUUGUUGGGAAAGACAAAGAUUAUGUAGUGAAGAUUUUAGAACCUGAUUACUCGGCUUUGUUUGGAAUAGAAACUCUCUGUAAAAGCUGCCUUCUUUCUGUUUCACCAAACAACAAAAUGAUGAUGCAUAAAAUGCUUCAAGAAAUGGCAAGAACAAUUGUCUAUAAAGAGUCACCCAAAAACCCUGCGAAACGUAGCAGAGUUUGGAGAGAUAAGGAGUCUCAUGAUAUAUUGCAGGAAGGAAAGGGUUCAAAAAAAAUCGAAGGUCUGGCUCUUGACAUAAAGUUGCUAAAUCAAGGAGAAGAGUCGUAUGAGUAUGAGUCAGACCUAACCACAGAGUCAUUUAAGAAGAUGGACAGAUUAACAUUGCUCCAGCUAAACUUUGUGGAUCUCAUUGGACCCUAUGAGAACUUCUCAAAAAAAUUAAGAUGGCUAUGCUGGAUUGGAUUCAGUUUACGAGCCAUACCCUCCAACUUGUGCAUGAAAAACUUAGUGGCUAUAGAUAUGAGCUAUAGCUGCUUAGAAGAAUUUGAACCGCCUGUGAAUCUUCAUUCACUCAAGAUUUUGAAUCUUAGAAGCUCAAAGUUUUUACGGGAAAUCCGCAACAUCUAUCGACUCCGUUAUCUUGAGAUUUUGAUUCUCUGGGAUUGUACAAGUCUGACUCACGUAACCCUUGGAGAUCUUACUUGUCUUGCUAUACUGAAUUUAACAGGGUGUAAAAAUCUGUGCACGAGGGAGGAAGUAAGCUCAUUAGUAAGUCUAGAAGGAUCGUCUCUUCAUGCCACAGAAAGUACUCAGCAAGCAUCCUUUCUUUUGCCAAAGUCAUUAGAGCGAUUAUUCUCCUCUUCAUGCAACCUUAGUGACACUGACUAUUUUCCUCUUACUUUCAACGACCAACCACUUUUGAUAUACUUGAAUCUAGUCAAUGGUCUGUUUGAGUUCUUGCCUAGUUACAAUUCUCUUAAACAUCUCCGGGUCCUUGAUGUCAGUGGUUGCAAUGAUCUUAAAGAGCUGCGAUGUCUUCCAAGUACACUUGCAGAAUUGUACAUUUAUUACUGUAAUUCAUUGAAUAUAGUUACUUUUGAGUCGCAUCGAUUCAUUUUGCAAGAAUUUGGCUAUCAGGGCUGUAUCAGUUUGUGUGAAGUGGAAGGCCUUUUCAAAUUGAUGCCAAUAACCAAGCUUGAAGAAUCUGAUUUGAAACACAUGACUUGGCUUAGAGAAUAUCAAGAUCUUAAGGUGUGCUUGGUUGGGGAUGCUGAGCUUACCAAAGGCAGGAAUUCGUGUGUCCAGAUGUUGUAUGAAUAUAAUAUAAUGAGCACAUCUCUGCCAAACAUAAAGAAUUCAAAUAUGAUGACAGAUACUGAUUACAUGUAUACAUCCCAAUCAACGUUAUUGUCUUUUAAAGUGCCUACAUGCACCGAGCACAGGAGGCUCGAAGGAUUAAUCAUAACUUUUCAAUAUACAACACACGGUGAAGAUUGGGUAUGGUUUGCUAAACUCAGUACGCCCAGAGGUGUUAACUUGAUGUACAACCCCAGAGUCUUUGGCAAACCUGAUGAAGUUGGUAUUUGGUCAAGCUAUUGGCCAAUUGGGAAAGCAUUACAAAUUGAAGAGACGGUUAAUGUGUCUAUCGUUGUGAUCAAGGGUCUUCUAGAUAUACAUUGGUGCGGUUCAAAUCUUGUGUACACUGAUGAAGCAGAAAAUGAAACCUUGCAAGAGAAACAAUGUGUAGCAAUUCUUGGAGAAGAUGUUUCUGAAUUUCAACUUAGCACAGGGGCUUACUAUCUUUGUCGACGUGAUUACUUUGAGUUAAUGGAGGCUGGAAAACUCAAUGCUGAUUGGUUCAGGAUUUUAGUUGAUGAUAAAAUCAACUAUUCAGAGGUAGGAGGAUGGAGAUUGACUGGUAAACCGGAGCUACCGUAUCAAUCAUAUACAGAAGUGAAGACUGUUAGAUGCAUCAUGUAUGGUCCUGAAAUGGAGGGAAUUUACAAGAUUGCAGAGUUAUCAAAAUCAUCUCUUGUAGACAAAACUAUGGAAUCAUCUGAACUUAGUAAAGCAAUACCAUGGGACUUGUUCAUCAAUGAAACCAUGGCAUCUACCUCAAGCUCACUCAUUGACGAAAUUGAAUAUUGCGAGUUGCAGAAUGAUGAACAAACGAGUUCAAGAGAGAUGUCUGCAAUGGAAAAACCGUUACAGUUUCAAGAUGAUGUGCCAUUAAGAAGCAGGGAUAAAAGGGGUUUUGUUACUCGUCCAAGAAGCAUUGCAGAACGGGUAAGGCGAUUACGAAUAAGUCAAGCAAUGAGGAGGCUACAAGAUUUUUUCCCCAAUCAAACAAGCACAGCAGACAUGUUGGAUAUGGUUGUGGAUUAUAUCAAAGAACUUCAGAAAGAAGUCGAGACACUUUCAGAUUGUUAUGCUAAGUGUACAUGUCCACAUAAGCAGAAACUGUAAGACAAGAGUAACUAAAGGUAUGUCGCUUCUGUAUAUGAUAUACAAUGGAAAUAGCCCGAGAAGAAGAAGAAACUUGUUUAGUGAAUGAGUCAGGGUAACAAAAAAGCUACAUAUGUUAUGUAUAAUGUAAAAUCUAUCCAAUUCUAUAGUCAUUGUAAGGUACAAGUAGCCAAGAUAGUUUAUAAGAAUAAUAUCAAAAGACCACCAUGCAUGUAAAAUUGUAAAUGAUAUGUCAUGUAUGUAUCCUGAUCCAUUUUGUGCUGCUUGUAUCUACGUUACUACAAAUA
Messenger RNA from Erigeron canadensis, 3572 nucleotides. RefSeq names its product disease resistance protein RUN1-like. NCBI's taxonomy places the organism in Eukaryota, Viridiplantae, Streptophyta, Magnoliopsida, Asterales, Asteraceae. Gene Ontology annotation, molecular function: ADP binding; protein dimerization activity. The record is from RefSeq and is a predicted model, not a curated record. The transcript has 12 exons. Gene Ontology annotation, biological process: defense response. Bases 76 to 3285 code for a protein of 1069 amino acids.